Molecule: messenger RNA, 1136 nt
Organism: Manduca sexta (tobacco hornworm)
Lineage: Eukaryota; Metazoa; Arthropoda; Insecta; Lepidoptera; Sphingidae
Product: trypsin-1
Exons: 4
Coding region: 112-909 (265 amino acids)
Biological process (GO): proteolysis
Molecular function (GO): serine-type endopeptidase activity
Source: RefSeq, a predicted model, not a curated record
UAUGGACACUUGAUCAUACAUGUUUGAGAUAAUUCGUAUUAUCUUAUAUUAUAUAGAAUUGAUAUCCAGUAGAUUCGUGUUAUUCUAACCAGUUAUACAUACAGUGUCACAAUGCAAAAGUUAUUUUGGAUUUAUUUGGUUUUUGUCUUGGCCAGCUGUGCCGCAUUACCAACUCAAGAAAUUACAAAAGAUACAUCAGCAAGGAUAGUAAAUGGUAACGCUAUAGAUAUAAGCGAAAUCCCAUACCAAGCUGCACUUCGAAGGAAAGUGUCUUCAGGUUGGGCUCAUGCUUGUGGUGCGGCCAUUAUCAGCCAUUUGGCUGUUUUGACCGCCGCACAUUGCGUGGUUUCAUAUGUAUCAGACCCAUCAUCGCUAAGAAUUAUUGUGGGGACGUCGUAUAGACUUUCUGGAGGCCAGUCCUAUGCCGUAUCUAUAGUGAUUCCGCAUGAGUCGUACUCUCCUUCCACUUUAGAACAUGACAUCGCCUUGUUGGGUGUCCGCAAACCGAUAACUUUCAAUUUAAAUGUCAACGCAGUGGCUAUUGCUUCAUCAACUCAUAUAGUGCCAGUUGGUACUGAGGCUUUGGUGUCCGGUUAUGGAAUUACUGCGUACGAAGGACCAGCAUCAUCAGUUCUUAUGGCUGCAAGAGUAAACAUUGUUGCUCAAGACACAUGCGCCCGCGCAUACCUCCGCAUAUCUUCUAUCACAUCAGGCAUGCUUUGUGCUAACUCCGUUCUCCCUCCAAGAGACGCUUGCCAAGGUGAUUCUGGAGGACCUCUGGUUGCUAACAAUGUUUUGAUUGGCUUAGUAUCCUGGGGAGAAGGAUGCGCCGAUACAACUUAUCCAGGAGUGUAUACUAGAGUUUCGGAGUAUAACUCUUGGAUUGUAAGGAACACUAUUUUACUAUAAAAGUUCUUAAGAUAAUAUUGUCUAAUUCGAUCUCAGUAUAGAGCACAUCGUUUUCAAACAGCCAUUUGACUAAUAAAUAUCAUACUAAGAUUUGUGGUAAAGAUACCAAAAUGUCAUACCAUUUAAUAUUUUAAUGCGACGUAUGAUGUUUAUUCCAUUUUUUUGUGAUGUUGUCUCGUUUUGAGGAAUUGUAGUUAAUUUUUAUAAUAAACGGAUUAAACAUAAUA